AUGCUCUCCAAAAACCUCAUCCUUGCUGCUGCCCUCGUGGGACAAGCUUACGGUUUGACUAUCAACACUCCUGCCUCCCUCGUUCAAUGUCAACCCGCCUCCAUCACUUUCGCUGAUGGUACCGCUCCUUACAUUCUUGCCGUCAUCCCCGGUGGUGAAGUCUCAUCUGCUGCUAUUGAAACCAUCGAGGACAGUGCCACUUCAUCCCCGGUCACCUGGACCGUCAACCUUGCUUCUGGUACCUACAUUACUCUCAAGUUGACUGAUUCAACGGGUACCAUCGCCUAUUCGUCCCCUCUUACCAUCCAAGCCGGUUCAUCCAGCUCUUGUUUGAACAGUACCGCCGCCACCAGCGGUGUCUCCACUAGUGCCGUCACCACUACCGUCACUUCUUCUGGAACCGCUAGCGCCGUCUCCAAUGCCGUGUCUACCACCUCAACUACUUCCGCCGCCAGCUCCGCUGCCGCUUCUACUAGCCGAGCCGCCUCUGCCUCCUCAGCCGCUGGUUCUGCCACCUCCGCUGCCGGUUCUGCCACUUCCGCCGCUGGGUCUGCUGCCGGUUCCGCUACCUCCGCUGCUGCCUCAGCCGCUUCUUCAGCUGCCUCUUCCGGUGCUCUCUCCAACAAGGUCGUCGCUCUUCCCGCUGUCGCCCUCGCCGUUGUUGGUGGUCUCGCCCUACUCCUUUAA
Kwoniella botswanensis is the source of this 687-nucleotide messenger RNA. RefSeq lists its product as uncharacterized. Lineage: Eukaryota; Fungi; Basidiomycota; Tremellomycetes; Tremellales; Cryptococcaceae. The transcript is spliced from 8 exons. The record is from RefSeq and is a predicted model, not a curated record. The coding region runs from base 1 to 687 and encodes 228 amino acids.